Messenger RNA from Melanotaenia boesemani (Boeseman's rainbowfish), 3603 nucleotides. It is a transcript of the gene atl1, whose product is annotated as atlastin GTPase 1. Bases 125 to 1813 code for a protein of 562 amino acids. The record is from RefSeq and is a predicted model, not a curated record. Gene Ontology annotation, biological process: protein homooligomerization; endoplasmic reticulum organization. NCBI's taxonomy places the organism in Eukaryota, Metazoa, Chordata, Actinopteri, Atheriniformes, Melanotaeniidae. The transcript is spliced from 14 exons. Gene Ontology annotation, molecular function: GTPase activity; GTP binding.
UCAUCCUCCUGCCAUUGGAGCAUCGGUGUAGCGGAGACAGGGCAUCCUCCCAGCUCCCGACACUCAUGACUACCGAUUAGGGUCGCUCAUCCACGUACAAAUAGAGGGAUAAAAGGACAGUAUUAUGGCGAAGCACCGUCCAGAAAGAGACAGCUGGGGUGAGUGGUCCCUCAGUGAUAAAAAUGUCUAUGACUGGAGCUCAGAGGAAGAGGAGCCAGACGGACGAGCCCGGCCAGUCCAAGUGCUGCUGGUCAAAGACGACCACACUUUCGAAUUGGAUGAGGCGGCACUGAGCCGCAUCCUGCUGGCUGAGGAGGUCAGAGACCGCGAAGUGGUGGCUAUCUCUGUAGCAGGGGCUUUCCGCAAGGGCAAGUCCUUCCUGAUGGACUUCAUGCUGCGUUACAUGUACAAUCACGCGUCUGAGAAGUGGCUUGGAGAUGCAGAUGAGCCUCUGACCGGCUUUUCCUGGAGGGGGGGCUCAGAGAGGGAGACCACUGGGAUUCAGAUCUGGAGUGAGGUCUUUCUUGUGGACAAACCAGAUGGAAGAAAGGUGGCUGUAUUGCUAAUGGACACACAAGGCACGUUUGACAGCCAGUCAACGCUGAGGGAUUCAGCCACCGUGUUCGCUCUGAGCACCAUGAUAAGCUCCAUGCAGGUUUACAAUAUCUCACAGAAUGUACAAGAGGACGAUCUGCAGCACUUACAGCUUUUUACUGAGUAUGGCAGACUAGCAAUGGAGGAGACUUUCCUCAAACCAUUCCAGUCCAUGAUAUUCCUGGUUCGUGAUUGGAGUUUUCCAUAUGAGUUUCCCUACGGACAAGAAGGAGGCAUGAAGUUCCUGGAGAAGAGACUGAAGAUCUCAGAGAACCAACAUGAAGAGCUGCAGAACGUGCGGAAACACAUCCACUCCUGCUUCACCAAUAUCUCUUGCUUUCUGAUGCCUCAUCCUGGCCUCAAAGUGGCCACCAACCCACACUUUGAUGGGAGAAUAAAAGAGAUAGAUGGUGAGUUCAUUAACAACCUGAGGAUUCUGGUUCCCUGGCUCCUCAGUCCUCAAAGCAUCGACGUGAAGGAGAUUAACGGAAGUAAAAUCACUUGCAGAGGCCUGCUGGAGUACUUCAAGGCAUACAUAAAAAUUUAUCAAGGUGAAGAGUUACCACAUCCAAAGUCAAUGCUGCAGGCCACAGCAGAGGCCAAUAAUUUAGCAGCCGUUGCAGCUGCAAAGGAUUUGUACAACAAAAAAAUGGAGGAGGUCUGUGGAGGUGAUCGGCCCUUCCUGGCCCCCAGCGAGCUGCAGGCUCGACACAGCCUCAUCAGAGAGGAGGCCGUGCAGCUGUUCCGCGGCGUGAAGAAGAUGGGAGGCGAGGAGUUCAGCCGCCGCUACCUGCAGCAGCUGGAGGGAGAGAUCGACGAGGUGUUUGUCCAGUACAUCAAGCACAAUGACUCCAAGAACAUUUUCCACGCCGCCCGCACGCCGGCCACGCUGUUCGUGGUCAUCUUUGUCAUGUACGUGGCUGCGGGGAUCACGGGCUUUGUGGGCGUGGACAUCAUUGCCAGCUUGUGUAACAUGAUCCUCGGUCUGGCUCUGAUCACUCUCUGCACCUGGGCCUACAUCCGGUACUCCGGGGAAUACAGAGAACUUGGUGCCGUUAUUGAUCAGGUGGCGGGUGCACUGUGGGACCAGGGGAGCACAAAUGAGGCUCUCCACAAGCUGUAUAAUGUAGCAGCCAAUCACAGGCACCUGUACCACCACGCCUUUCCCGGGCCUCAGGUGAACGAGGCUGCUGAGGAGCGGGACAUGAAGAGGGACUGACGAGGUGAAGACAAACACAGCAGAGACUCCCUUGGGAUGGACAGAAAAGGAAGAGGAACAUCCUCGCCCAUCAGGCACUCUUUUAUUCUGUUAUCGGCUGGUGUGGCCCACCAGCACAGUCACUACUUUAAUCCUUAUAGCGGACUGUAUAACGUACAUGCAUAGGUAAUGUCAGGGCAUCUCCUCGGUGGAUGCCUGCCAUCGAGUGUCGGAUGCAAAAUUUCAUCGUCUUUCACUUUUUGUCCAUGAGCACACGUGUACAGAUUCCCUAGGCACUCUGCUGGAGGAAAUCUCUGAAUACUGCACCUCCAGUCAGCUGUUUAUUUCAUAUCUUGACAAGUUUUUCAAUCAUUUGUUGCUGGCAACUCUUUUCAAAAGUAUAGCCAAAUCUGUGAAAUCCCCAUUUGUGGUGAUCGUUCUGUUCUUUGAAGUUUAGUGCUGUUUAUUGAGAACAUUAAGUAUGAUCUGCGAACGCCAAAAAUAUGUACUGUGUUAAAUAAUGAAGCAGCAUCAUCAGCAUGGUUAAUGUUAGUCAUCUUUAAGCUCUAAAAUCAGGUACACUUUAUAAAAAAAAAAUAAUUGUUUUAAUGGUUGUGACAAAGUGGUAUUGUGCCAUAACAUGUAAAGUAAUUCCACAUCUACUGCAGCCCGGCUACAUGCACUCAGUGGCACAUUUAUUAGUUGUAUACAGUCUGUUUGCUUUGGAGGUGCUUUUAGUGAAGUUCUGGAUCAGGGAGUAAGCUGUGUGCUGGCGUCUGCACCAGUAUUACAGCACUGGAAAGAUAAAAGCAGAGUUACAUCAGUUCAAAGUUUACACAACAUGUUGGCAUUAAGUCUCACUUUUUAGUCUGCUUGCAGUUUUGUAAUUACGCAGCAUCCCUGUGAUCCUUUAUACAUGUGUUUGGCCUUUUUAGGUUGAGGGGGAAAGAGUGAGUUUAGUUGCUAUUGUGACACAGAGGUGGCCGGUGAAGCCAUUGUUUUCCCUUACUGAAUGUUCGAGCAAAUCCGAGGAAUGUAGCUGUUUUGUGGCCACUGAGGAAUCAAAGCUAGAUGUUGCAGGGUGUGGCCACAGGCCUGCUUCGGGACAGGAUCUUUAUUCCAGAUCCCCUUCAUCAACUUCACUCAUGUAACUAAAUCAUCGGUUCAAAUCUGUUGCAUGGCAACAGAGGAACAACAGCCUUUGCAUUUGUAAACAAAACAGCUAGUAAUAGUGACAGGGCUAUUUAGUGUUUGGAUACUCUGGCUCAGUAGACUGCAGUACAUUUAUUUAACUGUGGUUCUUUUUACUCUUUGACUCUCAAUUGUUGCUUUGUAAGACGUCAGCAUCGCAUACGAAGCUACAGUCUGUUUUUUUCAUGCAUAUUUACUGAGUUUAUGGUGGGGUUUGACCUCAAGGGUUAAAGAUUUAAAAGCACUGCAGCAGAGUGGCUUCUCGAGUCUUCCACAGUGUGUAAUCAACAUCACUGAGGCUUUCACACAAACCACUUUAGUCCAGUUAACGACUCACAACGUUUAAAGUCCAUUUUUUUGGGAAACUGUUUUGGAUUUCGUGUCCAUUCAUGAGUCAGUAGAGCAGUAUUUGUUUACACUGUGGAGCAAGAUUUUGUUCAUAAAAAAAGGAGAAAAAUAAACAGACUUUAAUGAUUCUUCAUCAACAUCCUCUUUGGGUUAUCGUUAGGUUAAAUGAGAUAAUGUCUUGGUGAGCUCCUUCAAGUCACUCUGCUUAAUCUCAGCACACUCAUUACAAAAUUUCAGUCACAAAGAAAUAAUAAUAAAGAUGGACCAAACUA